AACGAAUAUCGCAUCAAAACCGUAGGCAACUAACGUUGUUUUGAAGUCACACCAGUUGUCAUAAAGCUGAGAAGAGGAUAAUUUGCCCAAAGCAUGGUAUGAAUUAUGCAUCAGACGUGAGUAUACGGGAAUCAGUCUGAGUUGAGCAUGGAAAUGGGGGUAUGCAGUAUUGAUACAAGAGCAGGGUUGUAGUCAGUUCGAUUUUAGCGUUUAUAAACAGCAGAAAGUAUGGAUCAAGGGCCCGGAGCCCAACCCAUGCAUACUAUUCCCAUUCAGGGACCAACUUUGACGCAAAAAAUGGCCAAGACAAAGUCGACCAAGCUAGGGAAGGUGGGCCGGCUAGCAUCAAUGAGAACGACUAAAUCCAAAAAAGACAAGCACAAUGGUCAUCACAAAUACAAGGAACGUAUGGCUAGUACUCGGGAAGAGGAUACUGUCGGUAAUCAGGAAUUGGAUGAUGAAAUCGAGCGAAUCAAAAGACUACCAGAGGAUGAAUUUAGCAAGAUCUUCGAGAAAAUGCUGGAUGAAAUGAACCUAUCAGAUGCCCACAAAGAUCCCAUAAGAAAAAGAGACAUGUCUACAAAGAUGGACAUGCUGUUCAGCUUCAAGAGGAGGCAGUUUGCAUCUCAGCAAGACUCCUCUGAGGGCAUGUCCUCGCCAGGUGACUACAUCAAGGAACUGCAGAGAUCUGAUGUCUCGCUUGAGAGUCUCUUGAAGACGCUGCAGUCAUGCCGUGUAUCACUGACAGGAAGACCUCUCAGCUGGAUUCAAGAGUUUGGAGGCCAGGGAAUGCACUGUCUCCUGAAACACCUUAGGAACUCAUGUUCCGUCCGUGGAUCAGUGGAGAAGCGGAUUCAACACGAAUGUGUCCGAUGUCUGAAGGCAUACAUGAACAACAAGUAUGGUCUCCAACUCAUGCUGAAGAGUGAGGAUGGGUUGACGUUACUUGCUCGCAGCAUGGACCCUAAUUAUCCCAGUAUGAUGACUGAUGUUGUCAAGGUGAUGGCUGCCGUUUGUCUUGUCAAGCACGACCGGGCCGUGGAAGCCAUGACAGUAUGUGGGGAGCUUGAGGAGAAAGGCAGAUUUAGCAAGAUUGUUGAUGCUCUCCAUGAUGACCACACAUCACUCAAGGUUGCUUGUAUCCAGUUUAUCAAUGCCCUGAUCAGUACUCCAGAUGAUCUGGAUUUCCGGCUACACUUGAGGAACGAGUUUGUCCGAGAAGGUCUCAACGAUGCAUUCCAGGAUUUGAGGGACCUAGAGAAUGAUGACCUUAACGUUCAACUGGACAUUUGGGAGGAGCAUCGGGAUGAUGAUGCCAGCGAGUUCCAGCACAGGCUAAACAACAUUAUGGUCAACUUUGAGGAUCCUGGCGAGAUCUUUAGCAUACUGAAUAACCUGGUUCAGGAUACAGCUGCCGACAACCUGUUUUUAUCCAUACUUCAACAUCUAUUGCUCAUAAGGGAUGAUGUCUAUGCCAGGCCACAGUAUUACAAGUUAAUAGAAGAAGUUGUCUCACAAGUUGUACUACAUCGGAGUGGAGUGGACCCUGACUUUGCUACUAGGCGAUUCCAAAUUGAUGUAGACCCGUUAAUAGAGGGGCUAGUCGACAAAGCAAAGUAUGAGGAGGCAGCCGAGAAGGCUAUGCAGCUAGAAACUAAGCUAGAGCUGGAGACAACUAUGAGGCAAGAAAGUGAAGCCAAGUUGAACCUCACUACUACCAACUAUGAGGAGAAGGUUACCACCCUGGAAAAGGAGCUGGAAGAAUUGAAACGAACAGGGGUGAGACCUGCAGCUGGCGGAGGUCCCCCACCUCCCCCUCCCCCACCUGGAGGUGUGCCUCCACCUCCCCCACCACCACCACCAGGCAUGGGCGGGGCACCACCCCCACCUCCUCCCCCACCACCAGGCAUGGGUGGAGGACCACCACCUCCCCCACCUCCACCACCCGGCCCUGGAGGAGGUCCUCCUCCGCCCCCUCCUCCUCCUGGAGGUGGUCCGCCUGGUCCCCCACCUCCACCAGGUAUGGGUGGUCCUCCGCUGCCACCUGGUGGUCUGCCAUCACCAUUCAGAUCACCAGGAGCUCAAUUGCCGCCUGGUUUUGCACCAAAGAAGAAGUACAAACCAGAAGCUCAGAUGAAGAGGGCGAACUGGACAAAGAUUAACAACAGGAACAUUACAGAUAACUGCUUUUGGAAGAAAGUCAAUGAGGAGAAGCUUGAGCGAGAAGACAUGUUAGCUGAGCUGACUCGUACCUUUGCUGCUAAGAGUGCGCCUAAGAAACUUGACAACCCAGAUGGAGAGGAGAAAAAGUCUGUUGCCAAGAAGAAAGCCAAGGAACUUAAAGUCUUAGAUCCUAAAUCUGCACAGAAUCUUUCAAUUUUCCUUGGAUCACUCAAGUCAUCCCAUGAGGAAAUCAAGUCGCAUAUUCUUCAUUGUGACCAGGAGAAAUUAUCAGAGAGUGCCAUUGAGUCGCUGCUCAAAUACCUCCCCUCCCCUGAGCAGAUGGAGCAGCUGUCCAACAUGAAGGACCAAAUUUCAGAAUUAAGUGAACCUGAACAGUUUGCUGUACAUAUCAGUGAUAUCAAAAAGCUGGAGCAAAGGCUGAACUGCCUACUGUUCAGGACCAGAUUCCCAGAGGAAAUGUCCGACACUAAACCAGGUGUAGUCAAUGCUACAGCAGCGUGCAGGGAAGUGAAGACAAGCCCCAAAUUUGCCAAGUUACUAGAGCUUAUUCUCUUGAUGGGUAACUACAUGAACACUGGAUCAAGGAACGAGGGAACUAUUGGAUUCGAGAUCAGCUACCUCACCAAGUUGAGUUCUACCAAGUCUGUGGACGGCCAGAGAAAUCUGCUUCACUUCAUUGCUGAUGCUGUAGAAAACAAGUACUCCUCUGAGAUCGCAGGAUUUGAAAAUGAGCUUGGGCAUGUUGAGGCUGCAGGCAAAGUCUCUGAGGAAAUUCUUGGCAAGUCGAUCAGCAACAUGUCAGCAAACCUGCGCAAGAUUGAGAAGGAGCUUGAAGCAAAACAACAGAACACGAAUCCUGAGGACCGCUUCCACGAUGCCAUGAAGGAGUUCUACAGUAGCGCCAAGGACCAGGUGGAUGUUCUGGUGGAAAUGCACAAGAACAUGGUCACCAUGUUCAAGGAUGUUCUCGAGUUCUUCUGUAUGGACCCCAAGAAAACAUCCAUGGAGGAGUUCUUUGGCGAUCUCAAGACUUUCAUGGAUCAAUACUCGCAAUGCAAGAAGGAGAACAUGAAAAGACAAGAGAAAGAGGAAAAAGAAAAGCGAGCAAAGGAGAGAGCGGAGAAGGAAAAGGAGAGGAAGAGUAGGAUGGAGAACGAGAAGUCCAAGAGGAACCCGCUCGUCGAUAUGAAUGCAGAUGAUAACCAGGAGGGUGUGUUAGACGGGCUCAUGCAGGCCCUACAAACCGGAAGCGCGUUCAGGGACCCCACAAGGCCCGCAAGGAAAAAGAACCCCGCCAAGAAAGGCACACGCCCAGCGAACCUGAGCAGAUCACGCACGCGCUCGAACAUCCCCGUACAAAAGGUGCUAGCUGAACAGGCGGCUGCUAACUCGCCAAACUCGCCCAAUGGCGUCCCCAACGACGAGAACGAGAACCCCGCGAGGCCCACGAGAAGACGGCGGCCGGAGAACGCACAGAAGGAGGCGCAGGACAUCCUAGAGCAGCUUAAGAACCUGUGAGAGAUGGCUAAGAUAGACUUAGGAAUAAAGCAAUCAGACGGGUCCGCCCGCCGAGAAAAAGACCAAUUGAAGACGAGAGAAAGAGACGCGCAAGAAAAUGAGUUAGAAAUAAGUCCAUCCAAGUAAAUGUUUACACUCUUGCCAGGCAUGUCGACUGGGCGUUACUCAUGAGGUUGGAGGUUAACGUUUCGCAUGAAGAGGCACGGUAAAGGGCCGUCCUGGCACGACCUAUAAUCUAGACCCGCUCCAUCCUUACCGCUCUACUGUCCGGUCCGGUUUGAUGAGACCAAUCGCGCAGAACAUACCAUGACUCCAUAUUACACUCCACAUCGGGAAGGAAGUUCUCUCCGAAACACGGUCCUCCAGAUUUCUGGAAAUUGCUGGACGUUAACUCAUACGUAUAAUAACAAAAUAGACGAUAAUAAAAGCGAAUACAAAGUGUUUUAGGGGAAGCGUAAUUACGCUGUGCUUCGUAUAGCGCGGCUUUAGAAUUCAAAGAAUAGUUCCUAGAAUAGCUCCUUGAUAUAUCAUACAAUAAGAUUGUCACCCAGUAAGCGGGCAUAAAAUGCAUUCCACUCCGACUUUUGAGAAACAGAAACAGAGUUUCUUAGCGUCUCCGUUUGCAUUGAGUCGAAAUGUUUUUUUAAGUGUUUUUGUCUGUUCUGUUUUAACCCCAAUGCAAUCGUGAUUUUUAUCGAGUAAAGAAAUAUAUAUUACACUUGGUGUUUCGUCCUCAGGACUCGCCCACUCUAAUGCCUUUUCUGAACGGAGACACAAUGCUGAAGAAACAUACACGCGAGGAAGCACCCUUUCAAGGGCAAAGAAAUGUUCCUGAACUUUGCGCGCGCAAGGGAGAUAUACGUUUAGAGGAUGACAGGGAAUGACAUGAUAAUCUUGCUUAUUUUCGUUGGAAAAUAAUUUGUUGGUAUGACUGGCCCGGAUGGAUGCCCCUAGCUUCUGUGAAUAUCUUGUACAAAGUAAAAAAUGAUGCCAUUGCUUGGAAUUGUGAUGCGAAUGAGGGAAUAAAUCUUCUUUGUGAAAAGAGUGGUUGAAUCGCUGUCUCGAUGUGAAAAAAAUGUAAUGAUAAAUCAAUUUUAAUAAAUAAAAUGGACGAAAAGCUGA
This is a messenger RNA of Nematostella vectensis (starlet sea anemone), 4824 nucleotides long. RefSeq names its product protein diaphanous homolog 2. Gene Ontology annotation, cellular component: cytoplasm; actin filament. Gene Ontology annotation, molecular function: small GTPase binding; microtubule binding; actin binding. Gene Ontology annotation, biological process: actin filament polymerization; actin cytoskeleton organization. Lineage: Eukaryota; Metazoa; Cnidaria; Anthozoa; Actiniaria; Edwardsiidae. The transcript has 26 exons. The record is from RefSeq and is a predicted model, not a curated record. The coding region runs from base 229 to 3702 and encodes 1157 amino acids.